Molecule: messenger RNA, 2479 nt
Organism: Diceros bicornis minor
Lineage: Eukaryota; Metazoa; Chordata; Mammalia; Perissodactyla; Rhinocerotidae
Gene: PCK1
Product: phosphoenolpyruvate carboxykinase 1
Exons: 9
Coding region: 21-1889 (622 amino acids)
Biological process (GO): response to starvation; propionate catabolic process; gluconeogenesis
Cellular component (GO): cytosol; mitochondrion
Molecular function (GO): manganese ion binding; phosphoenolpyruvate carboxykinase (GTP) activity; GTP binding
Source: RefSeq, a predicted model, not a curated record
CUUGACACAACCCUGCAGAGAUGCCUCCUCAGCACCAAAAACGCCUCAACUUUUCAGCCAAAGUGGUCCAGGGCACCCUGGACAGCCUGCCCCAGGCGGUGAGGGAGUUCGUGGAGAGCAGCGCCAAGCUCUGCCAGCCUGACCAGAUCCACAUCUGCGACGGCUCCGAGGAGGAGAGCCGGCAGCUUCUGUGCCACAUGGAGGACCAGGGCGUGAUCAAGAGGCUGAAAAAGUAUGACAACUGCUGGCUGGCUCUCACUGACCCCAGGGAUGUGGCCAGAAUUGAAAGCAAGACAGUCAUUAUUACCCAAGAGCAAAGAGAUACGGUGCCCAUCCCCAAAAGUGGCCUCAGCCAACUGGGUCGCUGGAUGUCGGAGGAGGACUUUGAGAAAGCAUUCAAUGCCCGAUUUCCUGGGUGCAUGAAAGGUCGCACCAUGUAUGUCAUCCCCUUCAGCAUGGGGCCCCUGGGCUCGCCUCUGUCAAAGAUCGGUGUCCAGCUGACAGACUCGCCCUAUGUGGUGGCCAGCAUGCGCAUCAUGACGCGAAUGGGCACACCUGUCCUGGAAGCACUGGGCGAUGGGGAAUUCGUCAAGUGUCUCCAUUCCGUGGGGUGCCCUUUGCCUUUAAAUAAGCCUUUGGUUAACAACUGGGCCUGUAACCCAGAGCUGACCCUCAUCGCCCACCUGCCCGACCGCAGAGAAAUCAUCUCCUUCGGGAGUGGGUACGGCGGGAACUCGCUCCUCGGGAAGAAGUGCUUUGCCCUCAGGAUGGCCAGCCGGCUGGCCAAGGAGGAGGGGUGGCUGGCAGAGCACAUGCUGAUCCUGGGCAUAACCAACCCCGAGGGCCAGAAGAAGUACUUCGUGGCAGCCUUUCCCAGUGCCUGCGGGAAGACCAACCUGGCCAUGAUGAACCCCACUCUCCCAGGGUGGAAAAUAGAGUGUGUGGGUGACGACAUCGCCUGGAUGAAAUUUGACCAACAAGGUAACUUAAGGGCUAUCAACCCAGAAAAUGGUUUUUUUGGUGUCGCUCCUGGAACCUCUGUGAAGACGAACCCCAACGCCAUCAAGACCAUCCAGAAGAACACCAUCUUCACCAACGUGGCUGAGACCAGUGAUGGGGGCGUUUACUGGGAAGGCAUCGACCAGCCACUGGCCUCGGGUAUCAGGCUUACUUCGUGGAAGAACAAGGAGUGGACCCCCGAGGAUGGGGAACCUUGUGCCCACCCCAACUCGCGGUUCUGCGCCCCUGCGAGCCAGUGCCCCAUCAUCGACCCUGCCUGGGAGUCUCCGGAAGGCGUGCCCAUUGAGGGCAUCAUCUUUGGAGGCCGCCGACCUACUGGUGUCCCUCUGGUCUACGAAGCUCUCAGCUGGCAGCAUGGAGUGUUCGUGGGGGCGGCCAUGAGAUCGGAGGCCACGGCAGCUGCCGAGCACAAAGGCAAAGUCAUCAUGCACGACCCCUUUGCCAUGCGGCCCUUCUUCGGCUACAACUUCGGCAAAUACCUGGCCCACUGGCUCAGCAUGGCCCAGCGUCCAGCAGCCAAGCUGCCCAAGAUCUUCCACGUCAACUGGUUCCGGAAGGACAAGGAAGGCAAGUUCCUCUGGCCGGGCUUUGGCGAGAACUCCAGGGUGCUGGAGUGGAUGUUCAACAGGAUCAACCAGGAAGCCGGCGCCAAGCUCACGCCCAUCGGCUACAUCCCUGAGGAGGGUGCCCUGAACCUGAAAGGCCUGAGGGACGUCAACGUGAAGGAGCUCUUCGACAUCUCCAAGGAGUUCUGGGAGAAGGAGGUGGAAGACAUCCAGAAGUACCUGGAGCAGCAAGUUAACGCCGACCUCCCCUAUGAAAUCGAGAGAGAGGUCCUUGCCCUGAAGCAGAGAAUCAGCCAGAUGUAAGCAGACCCGAGCGCUUCGCCUUGAAAAUCACCCCCCUUUCCAACCCAUGAGACGGACCUGGAGCAAGGGAGAGCGGAGCUUCCUGAACCGACACGCCUGCAGCCCCCUAAUGACCACGUCGACGGGCAGAUCCAAAAGACACGCUUUAAUUGUUCAGCUAAGACCGCAGAAUACAGGCUAGUAACUACGAGAUUGGGAAGGGAAAUCUCAGCACGUCUCCGAAAUUCACUAGCCCAUGCACAUUUGCUCAACCCUAAGGACACUCAGGCACUUAGUGUUUUUUGGUUUUUUCACUUGAGCUAUAUCUGUUAGCUGGAACGUACAGAAAAAAUACUUGAGCUUUAUAUACAUGUGUGCGCGUGUGUGUAGUGUUCGUGCACGUGCGUCUAUGUACUGUUAUCUAAAAUAUGUUAGACACCUUUGGAAAAAUCUUGGGCAAGAUUACCUGCUAGUUGCUGGAGGGAAAUGUUGCUUUAUUAUUAAUACGUGUGUUUAAAUUAUUUUUAUAUACCAUUGUUUCUUACCUUUACGUAAUUUCAAUUUUUUUCCCUUAACACCUCUUGGAAAAAUUACAAAAUAAACUUUUAUAG